Quercus lobata is the source of this 558-nucleotide messenger RNA. RefSeq lists its product as uncharacterized. The record is from RefSeq and is a predicted model, not a curated record. Lineage: Eukaryota; Viridiplantae; Streptophyta; Magnoliopsida; Fagales; Fagaceae. The coding region runs from base 1 to 558 and encodes 185 amino acids. Gene Ontology annotation, molecular function: RNA-DNA hybrid ribonuclease activity; nucleic acid binding. The transcript has a single exon.
AUGUUGGCGCAAUACCAAGCAAACACGCAGAUUGUAGAGAUGCAGGUUGUGAGCAGCGGCAUUGGAGGAACAAGGUGGAGUCCUCCACAAUCUGGUUUUAUUAAGGUUAAUUUUGAUGGCGCCGUGUUUGGUAAUUUAAACAUGUCAGGCAUUGGAGUUGUAAUAAGGAACAAUAAUGGAGUUGUUAUGGCAUCUUGUGCAGAAAAAAUAAAUCAAGCUUACAAGGUAGAUGAGAUAAAAGCUUUGGCAGCACUUAAAGCAUUGAAGUUUGCGCACGAACUAGGUUUCCAAAAUGCCAUACUCGAAGGGGACUCUCUUGGUCUGAUUCAAGCUUUGAAGGCAGAAGACCAUAAUCUAUCCCCACUGGGUUUAUUGGUAGAGGAUGUGAAGUUGUUUGCAAAUAAUUUUGUAAGAUUGUCGUAUUCUCACAUUAAGAGAAGUGGCAAUAGUGUAGCUCAUAAUCUGGUGAAAUAUGCUAUAGAUUUUCAAGUAUGGAUGGAAGAUGUCUCAUCACAUAUUGUUUCGUUUUUACAAUCGGAUGUAGUUGAUUUACCUUAA